This is a messenger RNA of Schistocerca gregaria, 1995 nucleotides long. It is a transcript of the gene CIA30, whose product is annotated as complex I intermediate-associated protein 30, mitochondrial. Gene Ontology annotation, biological process: mitochondrial respiratory chain complex I assembly; mitochondrial electron transport, NADH to ubiquinone. Lineage: Eukaryota; Metazoa; Arthropoda; Insecta; Orthoptera; Acrididae. The transcript is spliced from 4 exons. Bases 454 to 1356 code for a protein of 300 amino acids. The record is from RefSeq and is a predicted model, not a curated record. Gene Ontology annotation, cellular component: mitochondrion.
GGCAAGUUGAGGCAACAAAAUCGAGACGAAGUGUCGCGACUGUUAUGUUAGACAUAGAUAGUUAGAAUGUGCCGAAAACUCGUAGUAGCGUGUAUUAGCCGUGUGAAAUCAAUCAUAGACCUUUGUCUUGAAUAAUGUAUCUUAAUAUGCACAUCUUGUGAGCAAUAAAGUUUAUUAUUAAUAAUUUUCUAACCUUCUUGCAAACAUCAACCGACGAAGAAAGGCGACCAUUUCAUUUGUUUACUGUUUAGGUUGUUGAGAUGACUGAUUAUCAUAAAUGCGUUGUGUUUAUGACCUUUCCUGGAGUUUCCUUCUAUUUUAAGAAUUGUGAUGAGCCCUAUGGAGCUUAUAACAUGUUGGGAGCGCUUUAAAAUGAUGUGAGAGAAGUACUGAGCAAGGUUCUUUUUUAAAUAAAGGAGUCAAAGAUAAUUUUGUUGUUUUAUUGUCAGUAAAAUGUUUACCAAUGUUUGUGUGGUAUUGGCGAGACGGCUGUUUCGUCCUGUACAGAUUGAUAUACAUAAUAUCCGAAACAUAAAUAUAAGCCGACAGACACUAAGUUCUUUCUACGAAAGCUAUAGGAAAAGCGGCUACACGAAAUCGGAUAAGAAAGUUUCGCGUCUAGAGCUUAUUCGCAAUGGACUUAAAGAACUUAAAAAGGAAAUAUUCAUUUGGAAAGAUGAAAUUAAAGAGAAAUUGGAAUCUGAUCCGAUCCUUAUAUACAGACCAGGAGAAACAGAUAUCUUAUGGAAAUUUGACUCGCCACAUAUCUUGCAUCAGUGGGUUACGACAGCUGAUAGUGAUCACAAAGAGGGGUAUAGUAAAUGUGAUUUGAACAUCAGUGCUGAUGGGACAGCAGUCUUCUCAGGUUCUCUCAAUUGUGACGUACCAAAAGAUGGUCGUAUAAAGAAGUCUGGAUAUUGCAAUAUGAAAUCAGUGCGCCCACAGAAAUCAUUUAAAAGGGAUGCAUACUACAACUGGUGCAUGUACACGCAUUUAGUACUGAAAGUGCGAGGAGAUGGACGUACUUAUAUCGUAAACUUAUCUACUGCUGGGUACUAUGACAUAAUGUGGAAUGACAUGUACACAUAUGUCUUACACACUCGUGGUGGCCCAUAUUGGCAGCUUACAAAGAUACCUUUUUCAAAGUUCAUCCUUGCAAGCAAAGGACGUCUGCAAGACAAGCAAUGCCCUAUUCCACUGGACAAAGUUACAAAUGUGGGAAUAUCUCUUGGAGACAAAAUUAAUGGUCCUUUCAGUUUGGAACUGGAUUAUAUAGGUUUGGAGUUCGACCCAUCACACACAGAAGAAUUUGCUUAUGAAAUGUAUCAAACUCCUAAAUUUCUUGUAGGUUCAUAAUAGUUGUUUUAUUAAUAAAAAAAAUUUAAAUGUGUGCAACCUUUGACCUUUGUGUCAGCGUGUCCGCAGCUUGUGGUCUCAUGGUUGUGUUCUCGCUUCCUGAGCACGGGGUCCCGGGUGCAAUUCCCAGCGGCGUAAGGGAUUUUCACCUACCUCAAGAUGACUGGGUGUUUGUGUUGUCCUCACCAUUUCAUUAUCAUUCAUGAAAGUGGCGAGAUUGGACUGAGCAAAGGUUGGGAAUUUGCACGGGUGCUGAUAACCGUGCAGUUGAGUGCCUCACAAACCAAUCAUCAUCAUCAUCAUCAUCAUCAUCAUCAUCAUUGUGUCAGUGUAGAAAAUAUUGUGCUGUGUUGUACCUUGUUCAAAAACAAAUUGAGGUAUUCAUGUACUCAAGGCAAAUGAAAAAAAGACACUAAAUAAGAAACCUUUGACAAUUUCACCGAGUUUAGCAGUACUGCCGAAGUAAAUUAAUUACUAAUUUCAAAACUUUGUGAAAAAAUCUACAAUUUUAUAUGUCACAUAAUAAACAAUAUAGUAACAUCAAAUCAAUGAGGUAAAGGAUUGAACACACAUACUGUUUUCUAUCAGUGGAAUAAUGAAUGAAAAACUGCAUAUAAUAAAUACUUCAAGUAGUUUUGA